AUGCAUGAGUUUUUUACAUGCUCUCAUGGAAUCCUUACAUGCCACAAUUUCAACAAUUCGCUUUUGAUCAGUGGCGAUCAUCGAUACAAAGAGGCCCAAUCUUCAAAUUUUGGUUUGUGUGUUGUCAAAGUUUCGUCGCAAUUUUGUUGGCAUUCAUCCCACUAUCAUCAAAAAGUCCAAGCCCAGUACAAGCAGCUUCAAAAUUUACGAGAUGCAAUCCCAUCAGACUGUGACGAGGAUAUCGUUGAUUUCAAUAAAGAAAUAUUUGCCCAUCUCAAUUUGCACGAUGACGAGGAUGAAAGCCCCCUGUUUGCUGGAUUCACUCACUCGUUUAAGCAAAAGUUGGAUUCUCUGCGGCGUUCGCUCUCUUUUUUCCAAUCUCCCUCGUUCCAUGCCCUAUUUCAGAGACGUCGCUGGAGCAACUGGGCGCAAUCUACCAUUCAUUCGUACACCUCCCAUUUUCGCUGGAAAAAGCCUUCUCGAACGGUUCCCACCAUCGACAAGAGUAAAAUCGAGUCCCGAUCUUAUGCUCUUUCUGCUGCCUUUAUUUUGCCGCUGAUCACGUUUUCGCAUACGCCCACCAUCGAGCAAGAGGUGCGGAAUUUCUGGCGAAAUUGGCCGUGGAUUUUUUCCGCAAAAAAGACCAAAUGGAUCCCACCAAUCCCCCUUCUUUCUGCCCUAUUUGAAAUAACAGUUCCAGCAUCAGACGAUCUGGAAGUGUCUCCCACCACGGCAACCACUUUUGAGGUCAAAAUUUGCUAUGGAGAUAAACAGAAGCUCACUUGGAACAUCCAAAGGAGGUUUAUUGAUUUCCUUAAAUUACAUGCACUUCUUACGCUGCGGCAGUUCCAGGGACAUGUUGGGGUUCUUCCGCCGUUUCCAUUUCAUGUUGCUUAUGCGUUCAAAGAGCAUCAUGUCAGCUGGUCUUCCAAAUCGGGCAAUAUGCCAUCAACUCCCAGUUCCUUUGCCAUUGCAAGAAGGGCUGCUUUGGAAUCAUACCUUCAGGCUCUUGCUAAGGUCCUUCAUUUGAAACCAUCUUCAAUUGUGGAGUUUGCCGAGUUUUUGGAAAUCUCUUCCUUUACAUUGCUAGGCCUUAAGGCCACAAAUGUCAAAACAAAGGAUAAGGAAGGCUAUUUAAAGGUAAACACACGGGACACCAUCGAUGCUUCCAUUGGCGCUUCAUCCUCGAUGGGGGGAGUCUUUUCUUGGGUACCUCGAUUUUUUUCCAAAUUUUCAUCUUGGCCUUUGUUUGCAGGGGAAAGACGCUGGGUUCAUAUUAGCUGUUCCGACAGGGUGCUGGUGAUUUUGGAGGACAUCACAUCUCGCACUCCGUUACGGGUUUUGUUUAUCGAUAACCAGGAAGCUUCGUCCUUUUCCUUUGAAAGGGUCCAAAUCGGAACGCUUUCCAUCAAGCCGUCUUCUUUCAGUUCUGCGUCUCUUGUUUCGUUUACGGCUUGGAAUACGAGGCACCAAUUUUCGGCCAUCGUGGCUGGAGCCCCCUUUUCGCAGUGGAUCCCCUCCUUUGCAAGACUUGCUUUGCCUUCAAAGCAGGAUGCCUUGUUUUCGAAACAGCAUGUCAAUUGGUUCAUCGAUGCUGCAUCUUAUUUUUCCUCGCUGGCAGAUGUUCUUGAAUCGGCCCAGAAGGAAAUAUUUAUCAUGGGGUGGUGGCUUUCGCCCGAGCUUUAUCUUAAAAGACCGGCUGAGAAGUAUCCCGAAUCUAGACUCGAUUUGCUGCUCAAGAGAAAGGCAGAUUCGGGCGUUUUGAUUUACAUUCUGAUUUUUAAAGAGUGGUCUUUUGCUUUGUAUUUGAAUUCCCGCCACACAAAAGAGGCGCUUGAAACCCUGUCGCCAAGAAUAAUGGUCCAAAGACAUCCGGAUCAUCUACCGCCUUCCUAUUGGGCCCACCACGAAAAACUGGUCAUCGUGGAUGGCAAAGUUGCCUUUUUGGGGGGAAUUGAUCUUUGUUUUGGAAGAUAUGACGACCAAAACCAUCUUUUAAGUGAAAGUAAGUUUUUGUCUUCUCGUUUUGAGGGCUCUUCCUCGGCUUCGCUUCUUUUGGAUGAGAAAAAGCCGAUUGCGAGCAUUGAGCAGACAUCAUGGUCAUUCUCUUCACUGUUUAUAGCCACAGGUAAAGAAAAUCCAGUCCUCAAAGCUUCAAUGCCAAAUGGGCUCGCAUCGCCUGGCUGUCUCCUAGACAGAAGCGAGUCCACUAACUGGGUCGGACAGGAUUAUUACAAUCCAAGGUUCUGCGACUUUAGAAACGUCCAUCGACACAUGGCCACUCUUGUUGAUAGGUCUCGUGUUCCCAGAAUGCCUUGGCAUGAUGUGCAUCUUCAGUUGGAAGGCUCUACCGUUCCCCUCUUGCUGCAUCGCUUUUUUUGUGAGCGGUGGAACUUUGUCAAGUGGACAAAGUCCAUGCAUCGGUCCGACGAGCUUCCUUGGCUGCUUCCCUUAGCAAAAGGCCCAGCUGACCCUGCACUUGGCACAUGCAAAGUUUCGCUAUUGCUUUCGCGCGGCGCGUGGAGCGCAGGAACUUUGAUGCCAGAUCACUCCAUUCUUGAUGCCUAUUUAAAUUUGAUUGAAGAAUCCCAGAGCUAUAUUUACAUUGAAAACCAAUUCUUUAUCUCCAGUUGCGUUGAAAAUCCAUACGCCGAACCAUGGGAGCAAGGCAUGGCAGAGCCACAGCCUAUCAACCGAAUAGCUGCUGCCAUCGCCAGAAGGAUCGAAAAGGCUCAUUUUGGUGGAGACUCUUCAUUUAGGGUCAUCAUUGUGACGCCACUUUUGCCGGCCUUUGAAUUUGAUCUUUACAUGAACUCUGCAGCUUCGUUUAGAAUCAUUUUGAAUGCCCAGCUGAAAACGAUGAGGGCCCUGCGGGAACGGCUUGCAUCUUUAAAUAUCCCAAUCGAUAAACACUUGAGCAUUUUUGCGCUGAGGACAACCGGGUUUUUGGGAGAAGACAGGGUGUGUGAGCAGAUCUAUGUUCACUCCAAGGUGUUCAUUGUCGAUGACAGGAAGGCUAUCGUUGGCUCUCCAAACAUCAAUGACCGUUCGAUGUUGGGGUUCCGAGACUCUGAAAUUGCCCUCCUUAUUGAGGACGAGCACCGAGUAAAGGAGCUUUUUGUGGGCCUGCUUUCCGAGCAUUUGGGUGAGCAUUUUAGUUCCAUCACACUCAACGACGAUUUCUUUUAUCAUCAAAUCCUGCGAGCAACGGCAGAAAAAAAUACCCUAUUCUAUCGCAGCCAUUUUUCCGCCCUUCCAGACGACACGGUUACCACCUGGUCCGAAUACAAAGCCUUUGUAGAACGACAACAAGCCCUUCUCAAAUCACCUACGGAUGAAGGCAACAUAGUAAAGGGGGCCCUCGUCUUUUUCCCCGUUAAUUUUUUGGCAUCGGAGGAUCUUUCUGCAAUUAGCUGGCGCUCGCCAGAAUAUCUUUUGCCUUUUGAGGUUUUCUCUUGA
Molecule: messenger RNA, 3459 nt
Organism: Mitosporidium daphniae
Lineage: Eukaryota; Fungi; Microsporidia
Exons: 1
Coding region: 1-3459 (1152 amino acids)
Biological process (GO): cell motility
Molecular function (GO): phosphatidylinositol binding; catalytic activity
Source: RefSeq, a predicted model, not a curated record